CUGAUAUACUUUCAUUUCCGUCGAUUCGUAACUUUUUUGAGGUUAACUUCCUUUUAGUGUAUGCCUCGUGAAAAUGGCACCUACGAAACCAAAAUCAGCGGAUAAAUCCGCUGCCAAAAAAGAAGAGAAAAAGAAACCAGCUUCAGCACCUGCUGGCGGUGCUGCUGGUGCCUCUAGUACUUCUAAAACCCCCGCAUCAGCCCCCAAAGCUGCUGCUAAAGCGGCAAGCAAACCUGCUGAAAAGAAAUCGUCGUCUGCAAAAGCACCAGCCCCUGCCCCCAAAGCAGCCUCGUCUAAAACGACUAGUGCUGCAAAGACAGCGACCGCUCCCAAACCUAAAACUGCCGCCAAAACAGCAGCGAAGACUGCUAGCAAAGCUGCAGCCAAAACUCAAGCUAAAGCUGCAUCUAAGAAAGCUAGUGAGAAGGCCGCAGCUGGCAAAGCUAAGAGUUCUGCAGUCCUUAUAACUAAGCCCAAGAAGAAUGUUCCUGUUAAGCAACAAAAGGGCGUUGGAAAGAAACCUGCCGCUGGUGCUGCACAGGUUGCGAAAGCUUUGAAAAUUCAAAAGAAAGUAAUCAAAGGACCAAAUGGCACACACAGUCGUAAAAUCCGUACUUCGGUGCACUUCCACCGUCCAAGGACCUUAAGACCGCCCAGGAGUCCUAAGUACCCGAGGAAGAGCGUGCCCCACAGGAGUAGAAUGGACGCUUACAAUAUCAUUAAAUUCCCAUUGACGACUGAAGCGGCCAUGAAGAAAAUUGAAGAUAACAACACUUUAGUAUUCUUGGUACACACUAGGGCGAAUAAGCACCACAUCAAGGCGGCAGUAAAGAAGCUGUAUGACAUAAAUGUAGCCAAAGUUAAUACAUUAAUCAGGCCCGAUGGUAAGAAGAAGGCCUAUGUCAGAUUAGCGAGGGAUUACGACGCUUUAGAUGUUGCAAAUAAGAUUGGUAUUAUAUAAGAUGCCUGUUUGUUUUUUUGACAUAUUAAUAAAUAAUGAGUUUGGAAGAAA
Molecule: messenger RNA, 1012 nt
Organism: Psylliodes chrysocephalus
Lineage: Eukaryota; Metazoa; Arthropoda; Insecta; Coleoptera; Chrysomelidae
Source: the annotation of a GenBank genome assembly